This is a messenger RNA of Solanum tuberosum (potato), 1322 nucleotides long. RefSeq lists its product as uncharacterized. The coding region runs from base 13 to 423 and encodes 136 amino acids. The transcript has a single exon. Lineage: Eukaryota; Viridiplantae; Streptophyta; Magnoliopsida; Solanales; Solanaceae. The record is from RefSeq and is a predicted model, not a curated record.
GCUUGUACCUUUAUGAACCCUUAUCACAGUAUAAGUUGUGAAAUAUGUGGCACUAGGGUUUCAGCUUCAGGACUUGCUACACUUGAAACUGAUGAUGAUUUGAGUUCUUCUGUUGGCAAUGUGUUCUUGUCUUUGAGGCCUUGUAACAAGGGUAAAAUAACAACUAGGGCUCCUAUUAUGGUUGAAGAUGAUGUGAAGGAGUCUGUUACGUUUAGAUGUGCGAAUGCGGCAAACAAGAGGAAAAAUAGGGAGGAACCUUUUGGGGUUGAAGAGGAUGAGGUUGAUGCUGCUAUGGGGUAUAUGGGUGUAAAGACUGCUGCAACUAAAGCAAUUGACAUGUCGGAUUCGGUGGAACAGAAACCAGGCAAAACUUUCUCAACCAGUAAAUCCAAAGUGUUGAAGAUCUUGACCUACAAUGAAUGAUUUGCAGAUAUAGAGAUGCACAAGAGGAUGAAAGCUAUAGGCAACCUUAUUGCGCUGCAUACGCCAGAUGUUAUAUGUUUUCAGGAGGUUACUCCAGAAAUAUAUGACAUUUUUCAUCACUCUGGUUGGUGGAAAAUGUAUUCUUGUUCCAUUUCAAAUGUGAUGGAAUUGACGAGAGGAUACGUCUGCAUGCAAUUGAGCAAACUUGCAGUGAAAUCCUACAGUUGCAAGCCAUUUAGCAAUUCUAUAAUGGGAAGGGAACUCUGUAUUGGUGACAUUGAAGUUGAGAAAGAUAUGACCUUGGUUGUUGCUACCAGCCAUCUUGAGAGUCCUUGCCCUGGGCCACCCAAGUGGGAUCAAAUGUACAGCAAGGAACGUGUGGAGCAAGCCAAGGAACUGGGAUGACAAAUUGGAUGGUCAAUUUCCUCCAACUGAUGGAUGGAUUGAUGCUUGGGGAAAAAUGAAGCCUGAAGAAAUCGGAUGGACAUACGACACCAAGUCAAACAAAAUGUUAAGCGCCAACAGGACACUACAGAAACGUCUGGACAGGAUUGCCUGCAAACUGCAAGAUUUCUGUAUAAGUGAUGUAAAGAUGAUUGGGAAGGAUGCAAUCCCAAAUCUCACAUACAUCAAGGUGAAGAAAGUGAAGAGUGAAGUUAAGAGACUGACAGUACCUGUUUUGCCUAGUGAUCAUUAUGGUCUACUUUUGGAGAUCUCUCCUCAGUAGUCCAAAGUUGAGAGAUGUAUUGCUUAUUAUUCUCUCAGUAUCAAUGAAUGUAAAAAGGGUCUUAAAAGCUUUUGCAGAGAACUUGUUUUUGUGUACAUUGCUACUACUUUACUAGUGCUCAUGUUUGCACAAGAGGAUAUAUAUUCUAUGCCUUGUAGGCUUCUUAUGAUAU